Molecule: messenger RNA, 4477 nt
Organism: Tachysurus fulvidraco (yellow catfish)
Lineage: Eukaryota; Metazoa; Chordata; Actinopteri; Siluriformes; Bagridae
Gene: atg7
Product: ATG7 autophagy related 7 homolog (S. cerevisiae)
Exons: 20
Coding region: 733-2871 (712 amino acids)
Biological process (GO): cellular response to nitrogen starvation; autophagosome assembly; piecemeal microautophagy of the nucleus
Cellular component (GO): cytoplasm; phagophore assembly site
Molecular function (GO): Atg8 activating enzyme activity; Atg12 activating enzyme activity
Source: RefSeq, a predicted model, not a curated record
CUGGAAAAGGUUUGGGCUUCUCGGUUCUAGUGAAGUUUAAGUAUAAUGCCACAGCAUACAAAGACAUCCUAUACAAUCGUGUGUAUGUUGUGAGUUUAUAAAAUAGACUUUCUAGUAUAUUUCUUGGAAAUGAUUUUGUUCACACCUUAAAGCUUUCCAGUUGCUUGUAAUAGCUUAAAGAGUUAAACGAGUUGGCAAUAAAACUAUGCUGAUCUUCAGGAAUGUUGUCGAAAUGCAUUCUUUCUGCAUGAAACCAGGGUGUAGAGAGCUAAAGUGGACCACAUAUCUGUAGGAUACCUUUUUAUUUUCCCCUUUGUAACUUCAGCACCUAACUUUUACACUUAACCGCACGACAUUUCUUUUGUUUUUGGUUUAUUUUUGUCCGGUUUGUUCCUGUUGUUGUUAUUUAAAGGCAUCGAAAUGAAAAGAAACGGCGCGUACAGAUUGUUGUCCGUGUUUUCCUGUCUCAUCGUGUUCGCUUUCUUGUUCAUGUUUUGGUUUUUCGUGUUUUACUCCAUGAUGAACGCGCCGUGAAACAUAAUUCAGUCGAACAUCUCUAGUGCUAAGCUAAACAGCUAGCCUGUUUUCUUGCUGCUAUCCAUCGUUUGAAAGAUACAGCUCAAGUUUUGUUAUGUUUGGGGCGGAUAUUAUUCCUACACGUGCUUUGUGGAUCCUUCAAAAAAAACAAAACUCUAACUGUUUUUAUUAAACUGAAGUGUACUUAAUGUCCAAAUGGCAGCUGAAUCAGUGGAAAAAGGCACAGCAUCUCCCAAGUUGCAGUUUGCCCCUUUCUCUAGUGCCCUAGAGGCAGGAUUCUGGCAUCAGCUCACCCAGAAGAAACUCAAUGACUACCGGCUGGAUGAAAGUCCAAGAAGCAUCAAGGGUUAUUAUUAUAAUGGUGACCCCUCUGGCCUGCCGUCUCGUUUGACCCUGGAGUACAGCGCAUUUGAUGUUGAUGGAUCCACUCCAGUUUACUGCUGUGCUGCUAAGGGAACUCUGUAUAACACCAACACACUUGAAGCCUUUAAAUCCAUCGACAAGAAAGCUCUUCUUGAUAAAGCAGCUAAUGAGAUUUGGAUGACCAUACAGUCAGGUGCUGCAGUGGAAGACCCUUCAGUCCUCAGCCAGUUCAUCAUCUUAACGUUUGCGGAUCUGAAGAAAUACCAGUUUUAUUACUGGUUCUGUUUCCCUGCUAUCUGCUUCUUGGAAGGAAUUCCCCUUUUGAAGGAUCCGGUGUUGCUACAGCAGAAAUUCUGCCCUCGGCAGGUGUCUGCUUUUCAAGCAGCCUACGAUGGCUUGUGUUCAUCAGUCGGAGCUACAGCUGUACCGUUUUUCCUUGUGAAGUACUCUGAGGAGGAUGUUCAAGUGGCUCUACUGAAAGACUGGGGUUCAUUCUUCACAGAUCUGAAGAAGGUAACCGUGGGUGUCUAUGACCCAUGCACACUGCCUCAACAUCCUGGCUGGCCUCUUCGUAAUUUUCUGAUCCUCCUCGCCAGUAAAUGGGGGUCACAGCUGGACGUGGUUGAAAUCAUUUGCUUCAGAGACCGGACGCUUCAGGGCUGUCGCUCGGUGCAGCACAGCCUCGUGCUUGAGGUCAAGCUGCCCAGACUGUCUCUGUCUGAAGCUUGUCCUAAGAGUGUGGGCUGGGAGAAGAACCACAAAGGAGCAAUGGGGCCUAGAAGUGUCAAUCUCAGUGCAUGCAUGGACCCCAAAAGACUUGCAGAAUCAUCCGUCGAUCUUAAUCUGAAGUUGAUGCGCUGGAGGCUCGUCCCCACUUUGGAUUUGGAUAAAGUCGUGUCCACAAAGUGUCUCCUGCUUGGAGCUGGUACGUUGGGCUGCAAUGUGGCGAGGACACUCAUGGGCUGGGGAGUGAGACACAUCACAUUUGUGGACAAUGCAAAGAUCUCCUAUUCAAACCCAGUGCGUCAGGCUCUCUAUGAAUUUGAGGACUGCUUGAAUGGAGGGAAAAUUAAAUCCUUGGCUGCAGCAGACAGAUUAAAGAAGAUCUUCCCAGGCGUGAAUGCUGAAGGAUUCAACAUGAGCAUCCCCAUGCCUGGCCACCCUGUGAGUUUUUCUGAAGCGAUGAUUACUCAAGCACAGACAGAUGUGGAGCAGUUGGAGGCACUGAUCUCAGCACACGACGUUGUCUUCCUGCUUAUGGACACGCGGGAGAGUCGCUGGCUCCCCACAGUCAUUGCAGCAAGCCAGAGAAAGCUUGUAGUUAAUGCAGCUCUCGGCUUUGACACCUUUGUUGUAAUGAGGCAUGGCCUUAAGAAACCCAAAAUCUCAGACACUGGAGACACCAAAGAAUCAUCUCCCUUGUCUGAAUCAGACUCCUCUUCUUCCUUAACUCCAGCUACGCCAGGAGCAUCUCUGUUUUCGAACAUACCUGGCCAUCGACUAGGCUGUUACUUCUGCAAUGAUGUUGUUGCCCCAGGAGAUUCGACCAGGGACAGGACUCUGGAUCAGCAGUGUACAGUGAGCAGGCCUGGUUUGGCUAUGAUUGCUGGAGCUCUAGCUGUUGAGCUGAUGGUCUCCAUCCUGCAGCACCCAGAGGGCGGCUAUGCGGUGGCGAGUAGCAGUGAUGAUCGCAUGAAUGAACCGCCAACCUCACUUGGUCUCGUCCCACAUCAGAUUCGUGGCUUCCUCUCCAGAUUUGACAAUGUUCUUCCUGCCAGCUUGGCCUUUGAUAAAUGCACUGCUUGCUCACCAGUGGUCCUGGACUAUUAUGAGCGUGAAGGAUUCCAGUUUCUGUCCAAGGUGUUUAACUCAUCCCAUUCCUUCCUGGAGGAUUUGACAGGUCUGACCCUGCUGCAUCAGGAGACACAGGCUGCCGAGAUUUGGGACAUGAGUGAUGAUGAAAGUAUUUAAAGAUGGAUGAACAUGACACAGGUCAGCACCGGACACCUCGACCAGCCUACAUGACUGCUGAAAAACCACUCCGAUGAUCAACACACAUUCCUCUGGUGACGUGGUUCCAGCACUCACUGAUUAAGAAACACAGCACUUCUGUUUACAUGAGUUACAGAUACAGUCCUGCUGUCCACAACAAAAAUAAAGCCUUUUAUUGUUUCAUUACUAAAAGUCAAAUGUCAAAAUCCUUACUGUCUGUCAUGAACAGCUAAUAAAUAUCAUGUCCAAUUAUAUGUAAAGAUAUAUCAUAUCUGUGUCUCUAAACAGACUCAUUGUAAUGACGGUGUUUACAUGUAAAAAUUCCUUAAAUAAAAACGGUCAAAAAAUAUUAUCCUGUAGUGGUAAAUAUCUGUGUGAAGGUAACGUGAUGAUGGGGGAAGCUCAGAUGUACAUGAAGCAGUCAUUAGUCACAUUUAUUGUGCUCAGUUGAAUUGGGAUUUAAGUGAAAAUAAACCGUGUGUCUAUUUUAAAAUCUAAACAUAAUCAGAAAUACUUUAUCAUUACAAAACAAACAAAAAGAGUUUCUGUUUCAUUUCUUCUGUGAGCUUUCUGUGGAUACUCGUCCUCCCACCUUAAUAACAGUACCAGCUCCGUCACUGGGGUUUCACAUGCUGUGUUACUUUACACACAGGUGACUGAGCUCUGUUUAUACUCAGGUCGGAUAAAGUGGCUCCGUCACUUUACUGAAACUGAAGCACAAAAGAAAACCCUAGAUCCUUUGCUAUUAAACACAUGCAUCCGUCCAAGUAUAGACUCCAGCAUCGUGUUGGUCAGUAAACAGCUACUUGCACUACCGAUAUUUAAAACACGCUGAUAUUUUUUCGUGUGGUCUAAAUGAACAUGUAUGAAUUUUCUAUAACAGCAGAUCGGACAAUAGAUUUAUUGCACUAGAGGUCGUAUCCCAGUGCUACACUGGCGUUGAUCUGAGAAGCAUCUCCGUUAGCUAACCUUAUUAAAGCAGAUGUAGUACAAACACUAAGCAUACAGAGAGAGAAAAAUGUGACACCAAACACAUUCUGAUCGACUUCAUGUGAGAAGGUUGUUAAAGGAGGAACAGAGUCACAUGGUGUAGUUUAAGAGCUCUUUAUUGUUCAUCAAGGCUACUUUAAGUACAAAACAAUGGCCUGCCAAUUGGUUUAUUCAAAAGAGAAACAAGGCCACAAAAUGAGAUUAUAAUACAGAUUUACAGACCAUUCAGAAAUACACUAGCAGUGAAAGCUCAAAUGUUCAUUUCUAGUGUUUAUUCCUUUGGAAGCGCACAUGAUCUUCCUCAGAUUUGCGGUUUUAAUGGCAGUUAAACACAAACAGUAAAGUCAGAGUGGAGUCCCUAUUACAGUGAACCCAACAUUUCAAUUCCUCUGAAUCCCAAAAUCAACCAUGACAUGACUAUUGUCAUAAAUUUAUUUUUACACCGGAGCUACAAGACUAAUACAGCCAACACAAAGGAAGCAUUUAGCCACCAGUUUAGCAUCGUAUGCACUGCGUGUCAAUCAUCAGAUACUGACUUCAAGAGACGUGGCUCAGUAACGCCGCUUAAACAGAAACAGUUUCCAAUAAGCCUGCA